CGCGCGAGAGAGGAGCCCCCCUGGACCCAGCUGUGGUCGGAGCGCUAAUGGCGCGCUCGGGAAAGCGCGUGGGCGGAUGAGGAAGUUGAUAGCCACACACACACAUCCGAGUGACUUUUUCCCCAGCAGCAGUGGAGCCUCGUCGGGAUCUCCAUCCACUCGGAAAAGCCUAAGGAAGGGGGGAAAAAAACCUGGACGCGUCGUUGCGUGGCGAAAAUGACAAUCAAGUGGGGAGACAUCUUCUUCUUACUUCUUCUCGUCCACCGUGCUCGUCCGAAGCAGCUGCCACGCGGGGACGAUGACGAGGAGCUCCACGACGCCAAUGUCAGCCAGAUGUUGGCCCCGAGGUCACACCAAGAGGACGCCACGCGGAUUCUCAACGGUCUGCUCAAAGGUUAUGACCGGACCCUCCGGCCGGAUAUUGGGGUGAAGCCGACAGUGGUGGAUGUGGGCAUCUAUGUCAACAGCAUUGGGCCAGUGUCAUCCAUGGAUAUGGAGUACCAGAUUGACAUCAUCUUCGCACAGACUUGGGUGGACACACGUCUGCGCUACAACAGCAGCAACAUGCGGAUUCUCACCCUCAACAGCAACAUGGUGGGCUUGAUCUGGCUGCCUGACACCAUCUUUAGGAAUUCCAAGACCGCCGACUCUCACUGGAUAACGACUCCCAACCAGCUGCUACGCAUCCGCAACAACGGAAAAAUCUUGUACACGCUGAGGAUGACCAUCAACGCUGAAUGUCAGCUGCAGCUCCAUAAUUUCCCAAUGGACGAGCACUCGUGUCCUCUCGUCUUCUCCAGUUAUGGCUACCCCCGGGAUGAAAUCGUGUACAAGUGGAGGCGGAACUCAGUGGAGACUUCGGACCAGAAAUACUGGCGCCUCUACCAGUUUGAUUUCAUGGGGCUCCGAAACACGACCGAUGUAUUGACCACGACUGCAGGCGACUAUGUGUUGAUGACGGUGUACUUUGACCUCAGCAGAAGGAUGGGCUACUUCACCAUCCAGACUUACAUCCCCUGUAUCCUGACCGUGGUCUUGUCCUGGGUCUCCUUCUGGAUCAAGCGCGACGCCACGCCGGCGAGGACCGCUUUAGGCAUCACCACCGUGCUGACCAUGACCACACUGAGCACAGUGGCCCGGAACUCUUUGCCCAGAGUCUCCUAUGUGACGGCGAUGGACCUGUUUGUAACGGUCUGCUUCCUGUUUGUCUUCGCCGCCAUGAUCGAGUACGCCAUGAUCAACUACUGCUCCCAUACCAUACGCAGAGCCCCGUCAUCUAAGAUCCAAAAAAUGGCAUAUUCCUCCUUCAGUACGAGUCGCCCACCACAUCGGCCAAUGAUGCCUAGAGGCAACGCUCUUUUCUGGCAGGACUACGACGACGACUGCCUGGACCAGUGCCUGGACGGCAAAGAUUGCAAGAGCUUCUUCUGCUGCUACGAGGAAUGUAAAGAAGGCGGCUGGAAGAAAGGGCGCGUCCACGUCAACAUCAGCGAACUGGAUUCCUACUCACGGGUUUUCUUCCCGACGUCUUUCUUGCUCUUCAACAUUGUCUACUGGGUCAGCUACCUCUACCUCUAGACGGACUCUGGGGAGGAGAACUGGAGCCUUUGGACUGGUCACUCUGCCUACGGCGUGGAAGACGGGCCGUGGCGGGGAGACGAGAUGGACGUGAACGAGAAUGGAGCGGCCCUGUUCGUGGCUAUGAGCAGCCCACCGACACCUGAGUGGCACUGCAGUAUUUCAGUCCGCGAGGCGACAGAGCACCCAUAGUGCCUUCUUUAGAAAGGGUGCAAAAGGCCAGCGUAGCGUCGUUAUUUUUAUUAGCGCAUCCAUCACUCGCCGCAUGCUGAGCUGUUUUAUCACCAGGCUGGGAGAUAUUUAAAAGUUCACCAUUCAUCCCGUAGCACUUUAGAAAUAGUGCCAAUAAUACUCCAAUCCGAGCAGAAGAACUAGUUUUGCUACGGAAAGUAGCCAAACUUGCUAUUUUUAUUAUUGGUAGUUGUAAGAGUUUCCAUGCAGUUCCUUAAAAAAGGAGAUUUGUGUUCUUUGGCCCCCUGGUGAAAUAUGUAAGGGAUUUCUGAUGAACUGCCAUUUGUGGGCCGCCCUCUCUCGUCUGUAAAACACUUUCUACAGUUUGUGGUCCCAAGUAGGCCCGUGAACGGUGUUGGUAAAAUGGAUGGCAUGAAUGGCUGUGGAUGGUUUUGGCCCUCACUCGGCCACUGCGAUGUAAAAAUUGAUGCCCCGUAUGGAGACAUGUGGAGCUUAACUUUACCGUUCUGUUGUGUUUUUGCAGUUAUUUGGCAUUGUAGAACACACACUAGACUACCCUAAGGCCCUCCUCCCAUGUGCUUAAGUGAAAAACGUGUCCCCUUCUUUAGUGCGCACCUUUGUUCCUAAGGUGGAGUGACCUUUAAAUGUGGGUGUUUCCAGUCAAAUCUGUCCUUCCGCGUAUUCUCCCAUUGAAUCAAGUAUUUUUGUUCCUCCGCGUUUCUGAGGAUGCAAAUAGUCCAGCUAGGGCUGGGUGAUAUGGUUAAACUCUAUCACGAUAUAGGUGUUUUAUAUAAAACGAUAUCAAUAAUUAUUGAUAAUUUUUUUAGGACCUAUUGAAAAUGAGGACCAGGAGAAAAAAAUAUGAAAUGUUUUCCUCUGGCUAUAAUCCCCUCAGCUAUCAAGGCAGAAAAUAAAGGAAAUGUCAACAAUAGCACGAAAACAAUGUAAACCAAAUUCUAAAAUCACAUUGAACACUUAAUAACCUCUUAAAAUGAUGGUGGUGUGGAGCGUCAUUUACAGACCACAUUGGUCUGACUACGGUCUGUUUUUAAAAAACUGGCACACUGUUGAGGUGACUUUUCCCGUUUUAUCCCCAAUUUCUUCAUUUUUACCUUCUCUUCUCACUCCAUAAAGAGAAUCAACCGCGAGACAACGGCGCAACAUCUUGAUAGUUAAUACUGUUACCCGAUUGGCUGUUAGCGUGUCACUCUCACUGAUCAGUGAUCACUUCCUGCGUUGCUCGGUUACCGGGGAGCGAGUGCCUUUGUUCAUGCAACCAAACUUGCUUCGCAACUCUCGGUUUCUUUUGACAAAGGAGGGGAAAAAUAAAAAAAAAAACGUUUUGUUGAAAGCAUUUUUUAUUGAUAUCUGUUGCGUGUGCAACCCGAUAUAUCUUGAUAUCGUUUUAUCGUCCAGUGCCCCAAGAAGGUGAAACAUUGUAUUGCACUUAAAUUUGGAAGCAGUGGACAUGACAUGUAAUAAAAUAAUAGAAGGAACUUCGCUUCAAUUGAGACACCUGGAAACAUCCAAUGCGAUAAAUAUAAUCAAAAUGCGCAUUAUUGUCUCUUCUGUUUGUGCGGAAGACUAACAGACAUUCAAUAUACACUAAGGCUGCAGCUAACGAUUAUUUUUCUAUCGAUUAAUCUAUAGAUUUUUUUUUUCGAUUAAUCGGUUAAUCUAUAGAUUUUUUUUUUCGAUUAAUCUAUAGAUUAUUUUUCCUUCUAGCGAUUAUUUUUUUAUUCAAAAUGAAGAUGAAAAAAUAAAUGUAGGCCCGUUUUUUCAAAAGGCAUGGCUUUUAUUUACAAAAAAAAGAAGUAUGGCCACUCAGUCAGCAUUGACAAC
This is a messenger RNA of Entelurus aequoreus (snake pipefish), 3612 nucleotides long. RefSeq names its product gamma-aminobutyric acid receptor subunit gamma-3-like. Gene Ontology annotation, molecular function: transmitter-gated monoatomic ion channel activity involved in regulation of postsynaptic membrane potential; GABA-A receptor activity; inhibitory extracellular ligand-gated monoatomic ion channel activity. The coding region runs from base 217 to 1578 and encodes 453 amino acids. The transcript is spliced from 10 exons. NCBI's taxonomy places the organism in Eukaryota, Metazoa, Chordata, Actinopteri, Syngnathiformes, Syngnathidae. Gene Ontology annotation, cellular component: GABA-A receptor complex; neuron projection; synapse. The record is from RefSeq and is a predicted model, not a curated record. Gene Ontology annotation, biological process: chloride transport; regulation of postsynaptic membrane potential; monoatomic ion transmembrane transport.